Molecule: messenger RNA, 1612 nt
Organism: Galendromus occidentalis (western predatory mite)
Lineage: Eukaryota; Metazoa; Arthropoda; Arachnida; Mesostigmata; Phytoseiidae
Product: carboxypeptidase B
Exons: 3
Coding region: 14-1612 (532 amino acids)
Biological process (GO): proteolysis
Molecular function (GO): zinc ion binding; metallocarboxypeptidase activity
Source: RefSeq, a predicted model, not a curated record
ACAUGAUUUACUCAUGAAAGGCAAGCAGGAGAACGGGAAGGAUAACUCAACUUCGGCGGCACCGAACGGCGCUGACGUGAUGGAUGGGCAGAAGAAAAACUCUGGAGACUCUAUGGAAAGUGAAAAAAAAGCCUCGCCCACGGCUCAACCUCCGGCCGGAUCUCAAGUGGAAGACCAAACCCCCAAGACUGUCCCUGACCGUUACUCGAACGCCGUGGAGCCGCUGAUCGCCGAGGGACCGUCCACGGGUGGAGCUCCGGUGCGUUCACCGUAUUUCAAAGUUCGGGGCGCUUCCAGGCAGUUCGGAGCUGCACCGGAAGUUGAGCCUUUCACACCCGAGCUCUUGCUCGAAGCAAGAGAUCAGCACAAGACCUACGAAAAUUACAAAGUCUACCGGGUAAGAGUCGAAUCCCGAAAACAAGAACAGUACUUGUCGUCUUUGGACAACGACUUCCAGCGGAAUAUUUCACUGUGGGAGGACCCGAUAAUCGAUAGGAACGUCACUCUGAUUGCACCACCGCAGAGCGUCAAGAGUUUGGAAGACGAAUUCGACGCUCAAACGCUCAAGUACAGCGUGCUCACCGAGAAUCUCAAGACUUGGUUGGACGAGGAAAGGGAGAACGUCAAUCCAAAUUUGUUUCUGGAGCAAAACGACAUCGGGAACUUCAAACUCGACACCUACCACACCCUCGAUGAGAUAUCCUCCUACCUGGAUCUCCUCGCGAUGCAGUAUCCCAAUUUAGUCAAACCGAUCGAACUCGGCCGGACCUACGAGAAUAAUACUAUCAAAGGUGUCGUUCUGUCUACCGGGGGGCAGAAACGAGCGAUAUAUAUCGAUGCGGGAACCCACGCUCGCGAGUGGAUCUCCGUCGCUUCCCUUCUCUAUAUCCUCAGCAACUUCAUAUCGAAUGGAGAUACGGACCCGGAGCUAAAGAGUCUACUUGAUCAAUUCGAGUUCCAUUUCGUGCCCGUGAUCAAUUCCGACGGCUACAAAUACACUUGGAACGGGGAUCGGCUUUGGAGGAAAAACCGCGUCCGUUUCCAGGGUUUCUAUUGGUGUUCUGGAGUCGAUCCCAACAGGAAUUUUAAUUACUAUUGGGGUUCUGAGGGCGCCAGCGCGAAUCCCUGCUCGGAAACCUACCGAGGGACCAGGGCGUUCUCCGAGCUUGAGACACGGGCCAUCAGGGACUAUAUCGGUGGUAUCAAGGACCGAUUGUCGCUGUAUCUGAGUUUGCACGCUUACGGUCAGUAUCUCCUGCUCCCCUUCGGAACUGGACCUUCGACGCUUAGUUCCGAGAAUAAAGUCCAAAUGGCCGCCGCGGGAGCUUUCAGAGACGCCAUCAUGAAGAAGACAGGCCAGACCUACAAGAUCGGAUCGUCGAAACAAAUUCUAUACGCGGCUUCAGGAUUAUCAAACGAUUGGGUUCACAGCCAGGGUGUGACUCACGCAUAUGUUGCCGAGCUACGCGAUACUGGCUCGCACGGUUUCGUUCUACCACCAGAACAAAUCUUGCCCGCGGCUGAGGAAGUUUUCGAGGGUAUCAAGGCCCUCAUCAAGUUUAUCGCCACCAACGAUCUCAAUACUCAGCGAAGGCAAGCCAUCGCCGGUUAG